GUGCAGUGACGAACGUCGUCUUUUUAAAAAAAUAAAAUAAAACUACUACACUCGCUUCACUAUUUAAUUCUACCCGAAUAAGUACAGAACGUACUGAAGCCUCCAUCAGUAAUUUACUGGACUAAAACAUAAUACGUUAAAUCUUCGUGUCCGGUUGAAGCUUCUCGGCUUCGUUUAGCUUAGCUUAGCUCGCUAGCCGCCAACAAAGAGACGCGUUUGCGAUCAACACGUCGCGAAGGAGAGGUCAAGUGUGAGCGUCAAGUGUUGUGUUUGUCGUGUGAAAAUGUGUGCAAGAAGGACGGUAGAGUGCGAAGAUGAACAUUGGGGACCAAAAGAGGAGAAGGAGCCACCAUGUCAGCGACUGGACGCUUUUUGCAGGAUGCAGCCUCGAGUUGGGUUCCACAUAGCAGACGUCAAUGAAGAUCUUGGUCCUAAGCGGCAGGAGCCAGAGCCCCCUCACAUUAAAGAGGAUGCGCAGCCAGAGCCCUCUCGCAUCAAAGAAGAGGAGGAGCCAGGGCACCCUCUAAUUAAAGAGGAAGAGCAGCCAGAACCCCCCUGUUUUAAAGAGGAGGAGCCAGAGUGCACACACAUCAAAGACGAGGAGGAAGAGGAGGAUAUCACCAAGUUGCCAUCGACUUGUGUCCUUUUUCAGAGUGAAGAUGGUCAAAGUGAGAGAGGGGUGGCGCCUCUCAGCAGCAGGAGCUCAAGUCAACACAUGACAAGAGAAGGCGAUAAAGACCACUGUGGACGAUCACAAGCAGACGGCCUCAUAGCCCCACUAUCAGCUAGUGAUGACGCAAAGUCACACGCUCCUCUCACUGACGUUGAUGAACAGUCUGAAGGAGAUUUGUCAUGUCACACUAGCAACAGACACUGGAAAUGUUCUCAGUGUGGGAAAACCUUUGUGUACAAGUCUCUUUUGAAAAGGCAUCUUAUGAGCCACACUGGAGAGAAACCCUUUGCUUGCUCAUAUUGCGGUAAAAGAUUGUUGACAAAAGAUCAUUUGAAUUCACACACAAGAACACACACCGGAGAGAAACCUUUUGCCUGCUCAGUUUGUGGCCAAAGAUUCUCUCGUAAGACAAACUUAAGAAGUCACACAAAAACACACACUGGAGAGAAACCUUUUGUGUGCUCAGUUUGUGGUCAACGAUUCUCUGAGAACGCAAGCUUAAGAAGACACACAAGAACACACACUGGAGAGAAGCCUUUUUCCUGCUCAGAUUGUGGUAAAAGAUUCACUCAGAAGGGAGACUUAAAAAUACAUACAAGAACACACACUGGUGAGAAGCCUUUUCCCUGCUCAGUUUGUGGCCAAAAAUUCUCUCAUAAGACGAAUUUAAGAAGUCACACAAGAACACACGUUGGGGAGAAACCCUUUUCCUGCUCAAUUUGUGGCCAAAGAUUCUCUCAGAAGGUAACCUUAACAAAUCACACAAGAACCCACACUGGAGAGAAACCUUUUUUCUGCUCAGUUUGUGGUCAAAGGUUCACUCAGAGGGGAGACUUAAAAAUACACAUAAGAAAACACACUGGAGCGAAACCUUUUGCCUGCUCAAUUUGUGGUCAAUUAUUCUCCCAGAAGGGAAACUUAUUUAGACACUCAAGAACACAUACUGGUGAAAAAACCCUUUCCUGCUCAGUUUGUGGCAAAAGAUUCUCUCAGCAGCAACAAGUUAAGAGACACAAGUGUGUUGGUGAGAGGAGCAGUGAUCAAUGAAGGUUUCCAAGCAGGCUUCAUCAGUUAAUGUACCAAGGGUGAUUGUAUUCUAUGUGGCACUUGUGCUAAAACACUUGUAGCAUUACAUCUGCUCUCCUCAGUGUUUUUGUUAUGUGCAUAUCAAAAAAGCAAACAAUUGAUUAAAAUCGAAUCUUUGCGGAAUCUUUGACUCUUUGGGUUAAGAUUCUAAAGUGCAUACAUGAUCCUGAAGAAAAUGGACAUACAUUUUUUAAAAUAAUGUACUAUGUAACUAAAUGUCUACGUGUCUGUAUUUGCUUUUAUUUUUGCUUUGGUUAACUCUGCCGUCUGCUGCCAGGUCGGCAUUGCAAUUGAGAAUCCGUGGUGAAUGGCCUCGCCUGGUUAAAUAAAACUUAAAUGAAAAUAAAAUACAAAUUUUCAAACAGUGAUAGUAACUUGUACAUCAAGAAAGAGUUUCAAAAAUGAUGACAACACAG
Messenger RNA from Phycodurus eques (leafy seadragon), 2175 nucleotides. Its product is annotated as zinc finger protein OZF-like. Lineage: Eukaryota; Metazoa; Chordata; Actinopteri; Syngnathiformes; Syngnathidae. Gene Ontology annotation, biological process: regulation of transcription by RNA polymerase II. The transcript is spliced from 2 exons. Gene Ontology annotation, cellular component: nucleus. Gene Ontology annotation, molecular function: RNA polymerase II cis-regulatory region sequence-specific DNA binding; DNA-binding transcription activator activity, RNA polymerase II-specific. Bases 284 to 1720 code for a protein of 478 amino acids. The record is from RefSeq and is a predicted model, not a curated record.